Messenger RNA from Melospiza georgiana, 1200 nucleotides. RefSeq names its product FA complementation group L (gene FANCL). Gene Ontology annotation, molecular function: ubiquitin protein ligase activity. The transcript has 16 exons. Gene Ontology annotation, cellular component: Fanconi anaemia nuclear complex; nucleus. Bases 1 to 1182 code for a protein of 393 amino acids. The record is from RefSeq and is a predicted model, not a curated record. Gene Ontology annotation, biological process: protein monoubiquitination; interstrand cross-link repair. NCBI's taxonomy places the organism in Eukaryota, Metazoa, Chordata, Aves, Passeriformes, Passerellidae.
AUGGCCGGGCCGCGGGCUCUGCUCCGGCAAUGCCCGCUGCUGCUGCCGCAGGACCGCCACGGCACCGCCUACGAGGGCUUUGUCACGGCCCAGGGUAGAAACUUCCACAUCAGGAUACUGCUACCAGUGGAUUUGCAAUUGAAAAAUGCCAAGAUAGAGUGCAGCUGGCGGCUGAAGAGGAUCCUGCACAGCUACCGGCACGUUUUGAAGCAGCGGCUGCACAGCUGCCCAGACCUUGUCAGCUUUAUGGUGGAGCUGAAAACUGUUUUGGAAAUUGCUUUAAAGAACACAGAAGACCUGCACAUUCCAAGGCCUCCAGAAUACUACUCCUGCCUUGUCAGAGAUCUAGAAAUACUGGGCUGGAAUAGAGUGGCCUAUGUGGACGCUGGGCUGAGCACAGUCAAGUUAAAAGCUGAAGACUCUUGUGGUCGGCAGCAUCUCAUCACUCUCAAGUUAAAUGCAAAGUAUCCCACAGAACCACCAGAUUGCCUUGUGGAUUUUCCUGUUCCAUUUGCUGUUUCCUGGAUGCCACAGGUAACUGCUGGACUAGCCUUUGACAAGUUAAAAAUGGGGGUGGAUAUACUGAUACUGCCUAACUCCUUAAUAGACAUUUACAACCAGUUCCUGGCAGCACUGGAGUCGCUGAAGGAAUUCUGGGAUGCCCUUGAUGAAAUCGAUGGGAAGACAUGGGUGCUGGAGCCAGAAAAUCCCACACGGAGCGCUACAAGCAGGAGAAUUGCAAUAGGGAACAAUGUCUCAGUGAACAUAGAGGUUGAUCCUCGCCACCCAAACAUGCUUCCAGAGUGUUAUUUCCUUGGAGCAGAUCAUGAAGUGAACCCCCUGAGAACCAAACUCAACAACAACAUGCACUUGUGGGACCCAGAAGUCAGCUUGUUACAGAACUUGAGAGAACUCCUAGGAAUUGAGUUUCCAUCUCGUGCUGUGUUGGAAAAAAACGACUUUGCCAAGGACUGUGGGAUCUGCUACGCCUACCGGCUGGAGGGCAGCACGCCUGACCACGUGUGUGACGAUCCCCGCUGUGGGCAGCCCUUCCACCAGGCCUGUCUCUAUGAGUGGCUACAAGGACUUCCUACCAGCAGACAGAGCUUUAAUGUCAUCUUUGGUGAAUGUCCCUAUUGUAAUAAGCCCCUGACACUAAAAUCUUCAAUGAAGAAAUUCUAAGAAAAAGCUGCAUUGUGG